Molecule: messenger RNA, 9055 nt
Organism: Bufo gargarizans (Asiatic toad)
Lineage: Eukaryota; Metazoa; Chordata; Amphibia; Anura; Bufonidae
Gene: RC3H1
Product: ring finger and CCCH-type domains 1
Exons: 20
Coding region: 285-3665 (1126 amino acids)
Molecular function (GO): metal ion binding
Source: RefSeq, a predicted model, not a curated record
GGAGGAUUCUGGGAGCAGGAAGAAGAGCUGAGCAGCCGGAAGGACACGAUGCUCCCCGCUCUCCGUCAGGCGAGCCCCCCGCCGGCAGCUCGAAAUGCCCGGGGCACGGACAGCUGAGACCCAUCGCCGGUCACAUACUCCACGAUGUGCUGACUGUCUGUAUUUACAGAAGAUAUAUAAGAAAGACUAACUUUAUUUUGGAAAGGUUUUUUGAUUCCAGUGGAAUCUGUGCUUAAGCUCCCUUACCCUUUGCUUUGCAAGCUCCUAUUUUAAAGUGGGACAACAUGCCUGUACAAGCUCCACAAUGGACCGACUUCCUGUCCUGCCCCAUUUGCACGCAGACCUUCGACGAAACCAUCCGCAAACCCAUCAGCCUUGGCUGCGGGCACACAGUUUGCAAGAUGUGCCUGAACAAGCUUCACCGCAAGGCUUGCCCGUUCGACCAGACCACCAUCAACACAGACAUCGAGUUGCUGCCCGUCAACUCGGCCUUGUUGCAGCUGGUAGGAGCUCAGGUACCUGAGCAGCAGCCAGUUAAUCUGUUUAGUGGAGCCGAAGAUACCAAGCACUAUGAGGAGGCCAGAAAGUGUGUGGAAGAGCUGGCUAUGUACCUGAAGCCCCUGAGUACUGCCAGAGGUGUCGGUCUAAACAGCACCACGCAAAGUGUGCUAAGCCGCCCCAUGCAGCGAAAACUGGUGACGCUCGUUCACUGCCAACUGGUGGAAGAAGAGGGACGGAUUCGAGCAAUGAGAGCAGCGCGGUCACUGGGAGAGAGAACGGUCACUGAGCUUAUACUCCAACACCAGAACCCUCAGCAGCUCUCCUCCAACCUGUGGGCGGCUGUUCGUGCCCGCGGCUGCCAGUUUCUGGGACCAGCCAUGCAGGAAGAAGCCUUGAAGCUUGUCCUCCUGGCUCUGGAAGACGGAUCCGCACUCUCACGGAAGGUCCUUGUUUUGUUUGUGGUGCAAAGACUGGAACCACGCUUUCCUCAAGCCUCGAAAACUAGCAUUGGGCAUGUUGUCCAGCUGUUGUAUAGAGCCUCUUGCUUUAAGGUCACAAAGCGUGAUGAGGAUUCCUCCUUGAUGCAGCUGAAGGAGGAAUUUCGCACUUAUGAAGCAUUGCGCAGAGAGCACGAUUCUCAAAUUGUGCAGAUAGCAAUGGAGGCUGGCCUGCGCAUCGCCCCCGAUCAGUGGUCCUCUCUUCUGUAUGGGGAUCAGUCUCAUAAAUCCCAUAUGCAGUCUAUUAUUGACAAGUUGCAGACCCCAGCCUCGUUUGCUCAGAGUGUCCAGGAACUGACCAUUGCUCUGCAGAGGACUGGAGACCCUGCCAAUCUUAACAGAUUGCGACCUCAUCUAGAACUACUGGCAAAUAUAGAUCCAAGUCCUGAUGCUCCACCUCCAACCUGGGAGCAGCUGGAGAACGGUCUUGUGGCUGUGAAGACUGUUGUACAUGGGCUGGUUGAUUACAUCCAGAACCACAGCAAGAAGGGGACUGACCAGCAGCAGGUGAGCGAGGCUCGGAGCUACCACAUGAUUCAGCCUCCACAGCACAGCAAGUACAAGACUUACAUGUGCAGGGACAUGAAGCAGCGGGGAGGAUGCCCCCGUGGGGCCAGCUGCACCUUUGCUCAUUCUCAAGAAGAGUUGGAAAAGUUUCGAAAAAUGAACAAACGCUUGGUUCCUAGGCGGCCAUUGAGUGCCUCGCUCGGUCAGCUAAAUGAAGUAGGGUUACCCACUGGGGCAAUUCACCCAGAUGAUGGGCCCAUGGAUUUACCCAACCGGAAACCAGGUGCCCUUCCCAAUGGCAUUGUGUCAGGGAGCUCAGUGACCCAACUCAUUCCCCGGAGUACAGAUUCUGGCUAUGAGUCUGUUAUGAAGCCUGUGAAGUUGGAUCAUCUUAGUAACAGUGCCCCAGGCUCUCCCCCAGAAUUGCUUGACUCCGUUACCAAGACCUCCAUUCCUUCCUUACCAGUGAGUUCUCACCCUCCUUCUCAACGCGUUUCCAGUGAUCUCCCGCCUAUGCCUGUGUCUAAACAGAUACAGAUGGUACCACGGGGCUCCCAGAUAUAUGCUCCCCCUCAGACGGAUAUCUUUUACCCCGACCCAAGGGGAGGAGGCCCUUCCUUUGAACCUGUACCCUAUCCACCAAGUGUUUACUACCAACAGCCACUCUCUCGCUUUGUCAGACCUCAGCCAUCCGCCCCCGAAUCUUCCCCUACCUACCUCGACCACUAUCCUUCCUAUUUACAAGACAGGAUGGUCGGCACACAAUACACAACACCCACUCAACAGUACUCUCCCAUGAGCCAACCCAUGUAUCCCCCACAUUACGAUGGCCGUCGUGUAUACGCUUCUGCUCCGCAGUCCUACCAGAGAGAUGAUCUUCUGGACAUGGCCCCUGCUGCGGGGUCACCCUAUGUGCCUGAAGCUCGAGAGAGGUACCAACAAGUAGAAGGCUAUUAUCCUGUGGCGGCUCACCCAGGGCAGAUAAGACCACCGUGUAACCGGGAGUCCUACAUCCGCCUGCCUCCUCAGCAUCAAUCACAGUCCCAUCCCAGCCUGGAUGAACUUCAUCGCCGCCGCAAAGAGAUCAUGGCUCAGCUAGAAGAGAGGAAAGUCAUCUCGCCGCCUCCAUUUGCUCCUUCUCCAACUCUGACUCAAACCUUCCAUCCAGAAGAGUAUCUUGAUGAGGAGCUGAAAGGAUCUGGAAAGUACAAAGGGAAUGACUACAGCCAAUACUCUCCUUGGUCCUGUGACACUAUCGGUUCCUACAUUGGAACCAAAGACGCCAAACCCAAAGACAUUUCUGCUGGUGGCUGUGUGGAAGUAGCAAAUGUUGACAGCAAAGCCCUAAGGGAUCAGCGCCUUGAGCUCCAACGCAGAGCCCCAGAGGCAGGAGAGGAUGAUCUCAUUCCGUUUGGCGACCGACCCACAGUAUCUCGUUUUGGUGCCAUCUCCCGCACCUCCAAGACCUUGUACCAGCCGUCCGGCCUUAUGCAGCCGGCAAUGGGAGGCCAAGGUGCAGCUACCAAAUCGAGCAUUACUGAUUACAGUCUCUACAGUAGUCACAGCGGCCUGGGAGCUCCUUCAUAUUCUCCCCAUCAGAACCUUCCUUCUCAGGGACAUUUGAGCGAGAGAGAUCGUAUGCCCAAGCCUUUACCUACAUCUGAGAGAGAACAGCUUAGAAUGGAGUUACACCAGCUAAACCAGCAAAUCAGUCAGCAGACACAGGUUGCAAGUAGCCGUAUGCUAGUGCAGAGAGAGUCUUCCACUCUGGGAAGUCAACAGCAGCCCCCUCCACCGCCGUCAGCCAAAUGGUCCACCAUGAUGUCUAACGAACAGCUGAGCCUUGAGCUGCAUCAAGUGGAGAGGGAGAUUGGGAAAAGAACUCGUGAACUUAGUAUGGAGAGUCAUCCCAUGGGUGGUAAAAGCAAAUCAGAUGUCAUGAAAGUCGAGAACGGACAGCUGGAGCCACAGGCCAAGGUUCUGCCACAUGAGCUCCCUUUGACUUUUAGCAACGAGGUGCCAAAUGGAUCUAGCUUGGCCCAGGACAUCACUAUGCUCUCUAGCAAGACGACUUCUUUAACCCUUUCAGAGGAUGCCCAACCCGGUGGGGAUAAAAAUGAGGCCCUGAGAACUGGAGUCAAUUCCACUGCUGCUCCGUAAACCCAUGAGGGCUGUUUACCCACACCCUUAACCCUUAAGUUUUAUCUGAAGGUGUUUUUGUUUAGUGGGCAGUGAGGGGAAAAAAAAAAUGAAACGGCAUUUAUAUUUUUGUUCUGUUCUCAUAUUUUUUUUUUGUGUGGGUUUUUUGUGUUUGGAGGGAGAGUUCAGAGCAUUUUUGGGGUUAUCAGAAGUUAUUAUUAUUUAAGAAUUGCCUACAUAAACCCCGUUUUUGGGGGUCAGUUAUGGGAAGAACCUGUGACCCUGCUCUCUUGUUCCCUGCCCUCCAAAGCAUGACAGACUACAUAUAAAAUGUGCAUUGAAAACACCACUAGUAAGAACAACCUCUGCACAUAUUUUCACGUUAACACAUUUUUUAAUAAAAAAAAAUAUACAGAAUACAAAAUAUAUAUAAAAAAAAAAAAAAAAAAAGACACAGAUGAAAAUUAGCAGUAUCUGCAAGCAAUUCAAGAUUAGUUGUUUUUGUUCUGUGAAUGAACUUAAUUUUAAUACCUUUCAAUGCCUUGGAUGCAAGGCUUUAAAGACAAAAAAGGAAGAUAUUAUAUAUAUAUACUCUGUUUGAUUAAUUGUACGAUCUUAUUGCUGUAGAUUUACAUUUAUUUUUUCUUGUUUUAUUAGGAUGGUAUUACAUACCCAGAACAUCUGUAAGCGCCAUUGGUCGACUUUUUCCCUGUUUUAAUUUUAGAUUGUUUGUGCCCUAAAAGAGUGGAAGAGGCAUAUUUGCCCCAAGAUGGUAAAAGAUUGAAAUGUGACCAUCGUUGUGCUUUUGAGUUUGCAGACAAAUUUCCAGGAAAUACCUUUCCGUGGCCGGGCAGCUUACUGCCUUUAUACCUUUUGGAUGCUUUCCUUGCUUAUCCCUCUAGGGAAAGACAGUCGAUCCUCUUUUACAUUUAUUUUGUUUUAUUGCUCCAGUUCUUACAAGCGGAAAGUGAAUCAACUUUGCAAAUGGACUUCAUUCACAAUCUGUCGUUUUGUGUCUACAGCAGCUACGCUGACCUGUUUGUCUCCAUGGUAACAGGCCACAGACAAAGUAUGCCGCCUGAUCUUGUGGUCACACUCCAUUUAGCCUUUCGUAAUUCUAAGGGCUCAUUCAGACGGCCGUAUGAAUGAGUCUGCACCCGUUCCGCAAUUUUGCGGAACGGGUGCAGACCCAUUCAUUUCAAUUUGGCCGCAAAAGAUGCGGACAGCACACCGUGAGCUGUCCGCAUCUGUCGUUCCGUUUCGCAGCCCCACAAAAAAAGAUGGAGCAUAUCCAGUUCUUGUCCGCAGAUAAGAAUGAGCAUUUUCUAUUAUAGUUGCGGAACGCACACUGCCGGUAUCCCUGUUUUGCGGAUCUGGAAAACACUACGGUCGUGUGAAUGCGCACUUACUAGCAGGCAUUUGGUGGUAAGAAAGAAGUAGGAGACGGAUGGCAGUAGGACUUACGUGAUCAGACUACGUAGGGUUUUGUUUGUAGUCUGUUACUAUGGAGACAAAACUGUAGAUAUAAAAUGUCGGGAUUUUAAUUUUUUUUGUCUAUUUGCAAAUGUUUUUCAUUUUUCGAUGCAUUGGAGAACUAAAAUAAAAUGGUUGCUAAAGGGAUCUUCCUUUAAAGGGGUAUUCUGCUUUUAUAAAGUUGACUUAUUCCCUAUCCACAGGAUAGGGGAUAUCUAGUAGAUCGGUGGGGGUUCUACCACUGCACCACCACUAGUCAUGAGAACGGGGCACUGUGCAUCCCCCAAAAUGAACGGAGCAGCCAGUCGGACAUGAGAUUGGCAACUGCAUUCAUUUCUAUGUCUAUUCAUUUCUAGUAGAUCUGUGGGGGUCCUACCAAAUCAUAAGAAUGGUGCCACUCGAAAUGUAUGCAGCGGUCAGUCGGGCAUGUGCGUGGCCACUCCAUUCAUUUCUAUGGGAGUUGCAGAAAUGGCCAGACUCUGUACUUGGCUAUCUCUGGAACUCCCAUAGAAAUAAUUUGAGCGGCCAAGUAGAUGCCUGGCCUGCAGCUUCAUUCUUUUCGAGGGGCUCCACGUGGUAUGGGUCCUGCAGUCUCAUAGUUCUCUAAUAGUUCUCCCCUAUUCUGUGGAUAGGGGGUAACUUUUAGAUAAGCAGAAUACCCCUUUAAAUAGCUGUAAAUGUUUUCCCCGUAGCUCCAACGCAACACCCAGCUGUGGUCAUUGGGCGCGGUGUUGCCUUCUGCGCAGUAUUGUGUUGUAUCAAAGGGCAACCGUUAUAAUUUUGCCUUAUAGGUAGUGUGGAAAUGCACAGAAGGCUUCCAGGGGGUUAAUGCAGCGACAUGUAAAACUUAUUUAAUUGUUUAUUCGUUCUUCAUAUUGGCUUAUUUGACGGGCAAGUUAAGAUUCCCUUUUCACAAGAAAGCAAGACAGAUGGGCAGACAACUGGCUAUGUAAUACCUUCCCACAUCGUUUUGGUGGGGUAAAAGCGAGAAUUAAUUACUUUUUUUGUUCUUUGUAUUUUCUUAGUGUUUUCCCUCCUUUCUUUCAUCCCUUCCCCUUUUCUCUCUCCAGUAUCUCCUGAAUCUUUAACUCCUGCUGGGUCAUUGUCCGCCUCAGCAUUACGUUCCAUGAAUCCUAUUUAGAAAGAAUUGUAAAAAAAAAAAACGAAACGUACAGUCUAUGUACUUUUUAGGUUUUGUGGGUCCCCCGCCUGCCUACCAGUUGAAGUUUCCAUAACUGAAGGUGCUUGGAAAAGAGCGCCUGUUUGAUUUUCCUUAUUGCCAGGAGGAGGCACCGCGUUUAAUAUACUGUUUCACAUUGAAUUAAAUUGAACAUUUCGGACCUGCUGGUCACACAUUUGAUAUUUACAUGUAUCGGCUUGGAGUUCAAGCUAACUUUUUUUUUUUUAUUUAAAUAAAAGAUCAUAGUGUUAUAUGUGUUUGUAGACGUCUGCAGUGAUAUGCAAGCACAUAUAAUCUGUUUUAAGGGUUUAUUUUUUUUCUUUUUUUUUGGAUGAGUGCAACUUCCAGGGGCACGGGGAUCUGCUUAACUGUGACACGGAGCUUGCCGUUGAUUCAGCUUCGUAUUCCAUGAUUGCAAGAUUAAUACGGGUUGGAAAGUGAAUCUAAAACUCCCGAUGACUGGGUGCUAUGUACUUUUUCUCUUAUCCAGAAGUGACGCUGUACUAUUCCUCGAAUGCAAACUUUCUGGCUUGAGGCGAAGAGAUUGCCUUAGAAGAAAUACUCUCCCGAGUCCUCCUAUCCCCGCUUGGUAAAUCCCUCUUAAGCGCUGGUACGAACCAUCCCCUAAGGUUACGUUCAGCAGUUAUGUGCCUUAUGGGGAUCAUCACACCUUGUCAUGUACUGUUUGACGCUCUCCUGUUUUACAUGCGUAUCAUUCACCAAUACACCUAGCGGGUUGCUUGUAAUGCUGCGUCUUACAAGCCGUUACCUAAUACACACUUACUGGGCGAAAGGGGAGUUGUUUGCCUAAUAGAUGAGAGCAGAUGGAGGACGUUAAAUGCCUUGUUGCUGUCGGCAAAAUGCAGGCAGUGUCUGUGGAGGGGGAGCAGCUGUCACCAUGUCCUGAAGGAGCCGUCACCCUCUUAUCUUUGUGCACACUUUUACAGCCAUUUUUUUAAAUUGCUUCAGUGCAUCUAAAAAAUAUUACUUGGCCAAGAAAUUCUGAAAUAAGACAUUUUGCAGUUUGGGGUCUACAGCAUCCAUGCUGACCUGUGCAUCUCCAUGGUUAGUCUUCAAACAUUGCAGUGUGAUCCUGCAGUCAUGUUAGUUCCUCCAUCUGCCCCUCUUCUAUUGGUUGGCAAGAAAAAACUGCAGGUGGGAACGCGUCAUACGUGACUGCAAGACCAGCGUACACAGGGAGAGAUUUAUCAUCUCCCUUGCACCAGAAAAAAGUUGUGUAUUUACAACUUUUUAAAUGCAACUUUUUGGGGGGCGGGGGGAGAGUUGCAAGUGCCUCGUUUUACGCCACUUUCCUAAAAAGGGGCGUAGCAAGGGUUGAAAUAGGCAUGACCAAGAGCCGAGACCAAUUUAUCUUCAUUUACGCCAGUUUUUUGGUGCCAAUGAAGCUAGGAAUCUACAGCGGCUCUGAGCUGUCGUAGAUUUCCGUUUAGGUGCACGGACUGCCGGAGGAUGCGUUUCAUUUAUGAUGAGGCAUGCGCCUUGUCAUGCAUUUGCUGCAUCCUCUGGCAGUGCAAGGGAUAUCAAGACCGGCACAGAAAGCUUCUGUCUUGAAACAUCUCCCCCACAGUUUGUAGUCGCAUAGGUCUAAUCGCAAUGGUAGGAGAAUUUUUUUUUUUUUUUUAGCAUGUACCAUAUGUUCUGCUUUGCGUAAAGCUUUUUUGUGGGGUUCCGUUUCUUCGGUUACCACCCAGAAAAUACCAAACCUUGUGCAAAUACCAAACCUCAGCAUCUCCUUGACUUGCGUUAACCAGUCUUCUGUUCCUAGAAGUUGCCUCAUCAAUGCUAUGAAGAGAAAAAAAAAAAAAAGAAAAUGAAAAUGCAUUCAGACGAAUUUGUUUAGCAAAUAACUUCUGUGAAGUUGCUGUUUUCUAAUGGUGUUAUAACUCAAUAAUGUAGAAACGUGGGGAAUCCUUCAACUGGUAGGCACGUGCGCAGUGGUUGGGAUCUCUGCAUGAUAAAGAUUCGCACAUUAGCCAUAUUAGACCUGUGGAAGUCUCCCCGUCUUGUGAUGACCUGUUCCUCUACCGUGUCGGGGAGACCUGUAGAGCGCUGCGAUGGCCCCUAAAGAGGCUGAGCUGCUGCUAGAGGGGUUAAUGAAGCCGCGCUUUAGAGGUCUCUCCGCUGGGCUUGUCACUUUAGCAACGUUUUCACCAUGGACAGCAGAUGUGUUUUGUAUGGAGGUGAAAUUGGCCGAUUUCUGUACAUACACUUGCCUGUUCUCGUAGGGUUGGUAUUACACCAAGCUGCUUUCAUUUGGGUUACAAUGCGUCUUUUUGUAGAUAAUGGCUUGUCCGGGUAGUAAAGGUCUACUGAUUAUAUGUGCUUGCAACGAUCACAAACACAGUCCUUCCUUCCCAAUAGGAUUUUAAGGGGUUUUCUAAGAGUUUUAUAUUUGAUCAGUGGGGGGUCGGACCUUGGGACCACCGCUGAUCAAUCCAGUUUGAGGUGGCCGCAGUGAGCAGCAAUACCUCCUUGCAUUUAAAUCUACAUAUAGUAUUGGGUAAUUAUGUAAAUACUUAGCUUAUGAUUUUGGUUUGCAUGUUAUUAGUUAAUUGACUCCCUCAGGUCUCAUAGGAUAAGGGGGUGAUGCUUAACUUGAAUAUAUAUUGUUUUAAAUGGUUUAGUGCUGCUUACCCCCCGCCGGCACAUAGAAGACGCUUGCGAGUCCUGCUUACCCCACCCACAUGGAGAGAGAGCUUGUGAACCUUGUUUACACCUGCCCAGCCUGAAAGUCCUG